CGCGCUUCGCUUUCAAAAUAAGAGUUUAAAGUCCUGCGUGCUUCGCCCCCCCCCAUCCCCCGGUUGCGCAUUUCCGCUGCCAUAACGUCACUUCUGGAUGUCAAUAUGCGGCUCGGUGCGGCGCUGGGAAACGGAACCACUGGAAAGAUGUAAACCAAGUCUCCAGCGGAAGACAAGCCUCAGCGAAGACACGGUAACCGUAACCACCGGGUGGGGGGGACGUCCGAUAAACGUCCGAUAAACGUCAACCACACCAUAAACCUGCAGCUCGCUCGGUGAGUCGCUGUCUACCCCCCGAAGCAGCGGAGCGCUUUUGCCUCAAAGCAGCCAUCUUUUUGUGCAGAGAAAUGGACGCGGAGACGCGGCGGGCCUGCUUCGGCUCUGGCCGGAGCCGGAGCCUGCUGAUGCCGACCACCGCGCUCCUGCUCUCGGUUGUCGGGCUGCUCUCCGGCGCCGCCGAGGCGAAGGAGUGCGACAAACCCUGCAUGAACGGGCAGUGCAACGCAGCCACUGGCAACUGUGUGUGCGUCCCCGGCUGGGUUGGGGACCAAUGCCAGCACUGCGGAGGGAGAUUCAGGUUGACGGGACCCUCCGGUCACCUGACCGACGGUCCAGGGAACUACAAGUACAAAACCAAGUGCACCUGGCUGAUUGAGGGACAGCCUAACACAAUACUCCGACUACGGUUCAACCACUUUGCCACUGAAUGCAGCUGGGACCACCUGUACGUGUUCGACGGAGACUCCAUCUACGCCCCGCUUCUCGCUGCCUUCAGCGGUCUGAUUGUUCCCGAGAGUUACGGGAAUGAGACGGUUCCUGAGGUGGUGUCUCAGUCCGGCUACGCCCUGCUGCACUUCUUCAGCGACGCUGCCUACAACCUGACAGGAUUCAACAUUUCCUACAGGGUGAACACAUGUCCCAACAACUGCUCGGGCCGUGGAGAGUGUCGCGUGAGGAACUCCACCGGUUCGGUGUACUGCGAGUGUGACGACAACUGGAAGGGUGGAGCCUGUGACGUCCCCUACUGCAUGGCUGACUGCGGCUACCCUGAGCGAGGCCGCUGCCAGGGCAAGACCUGCGUCUGCAAGACCGGAUGGCAAGGUCCAGGCUGCCUCGUCUCAGUGCCGGCCAACUCGUCCUUCUGGAGCCGGGAGGAGUACACCGAGGCCGGGCUGGCCAGGGCGUCCCACAAGGCCGUGGUGGACCAGGGCAUCAUGUGGGUCAUUGGAGGCUACGUUUUCAACGCCUCGGACUAUCACAUGGUCAAAGCGUACAACCUCAGCAGCAAGAGCUGGCUGACCCUCGACCCCUCCGUCCACACCGUCACGCCGCGGUACGGCCACUCACUGGCUCUUCAUGAGGGUAAGAUCUACAUGUACGGAGGAAAGAUUGACUCCACGGGAAACGUGUCCAGCCAGCUGUGGGUCUUCCACAUCCAGAACCAGACCUGGGUCCUCCUGAGCCCCCGGGCCAAUGAGCAGUACGCCGUGGUGGGACACUCGGCCCACAUUGUGCCUCCCAGCCAGGACGGGGACGGUCCUGUCAUGCUGGUGAUGUUCGGACACUGUCCUCUGUACGGUUACAUCAGCAAGGUGCAGGAGUACAACAUCGUCAAGAACACUUGGAGCAUGGUGAGCACAGCCGGUGCUCUGGUUCAGGGCGGCUACGGCCACAGCAGCGUCUUUGACCCCAGCACCAGAGGCAUCUACAUCCACGGAGGCUACAAGGCCUUCAGCGCCAACAAGUACGGCCUCGCCGGAGACCUGUACAAGUUGGACGUGGACAAGAGGAAAUGGACCAUUCUGCGGGACAGCGGCUUCUUCCGUUACCUCCACACAGCGGAGAUAGUGAGCGGGGCCAUGCUGGUGUUUGGAGGAAACACGCACAACGACACGUCCAUGAGCCACGGCGCCAAGUGCUUCUCCUCCGACUUCCUGGCUUACAGUCUGGCGUGCGACGAGUGGACGGUGCUGCCUCGGCCGGACCUCUACCACGACGUCAACCGCUUCGGACACUCGGCAGUCUUCAGUGACAGCGUGAUGUACGUGUUCGGCGGCUUCAACAGCCUGCUGCUCAGCGACGUCCUCGUGUACACCUCGCCCAGCUGCGCGGCCUUCUCCAGCCUGGAGUCCUGCAGCCAGGCCUGGCCGGGGAUCCACUGCAUCUGGAACAGCACCCGAGGGACCUGCCUGCCCUGGGAGGGCACCGCCAUCGGAGGGGAGCAGCAGCUGCAGCAGCUACCGGCCUCCUGCAACACCCGAUCAUACGCUGACGAGAGGUGUGACCAGUACACGGACUGCUACAGCUGCACUGCCAACACCAACGGCUGCCAGUGGUGUUCCAGCCAGUGCUUGUCUCAGGGAAGCAACUGCACUUCAGCCACGGGGGCCAUAGGGGAGUAUGACGUUUGCCCCAAGGACAACCCCUCAUACGUGUGCAACAAGAAAACCAGCUGCAAGAGCUGCGCUGUGGACCAGAACUGUCAGUGGGAACCUCGCAACCAGGAGUGCAUCUCGCUGCCAGAGAACGUGUGCGGUGAAAGCUGGCACCUGGUGGGAAACUCCUGUCUGAAGUUCAUCACGGCAAAGGACUCGUACGACAACGCCAAGCUGGCCUGCAGGAGCCACAACGCCGUCCUGGCCUCGCUGACCACGCAGAAGAAGGUGGAUUUCGUCUUGAAGGAGCUGCAGAUAAUGAGCGUGGUGUACAAGGCUUCAGUGACGCCGUGGGUGGGGCUCAGGAAAAUCAACGUGUCGUACUGGUGCUGGGAGGACAUGUCGCCCUUCACCAACACCACCCUGCAGUGGCUCCCCGGCGAGCCGAGCGACGCCGGCUUCUGCGGCUACCUGGCUGAGCCGGCGUCCAGCGGACUGAAAGCACAAACCUGCAUCAACCCGGUGAACGGCAGCCUGUGUGAGCGGCCAGCCAACCACAGCGCCAAGCAGUGCCGGACGCCGUGCGCCAUGAGAGCCACCUGCAGCGAAUGCACCAGCAGCAGCUCGGAGUGCAUGUGGUGCAGCAACAUGAAGCAGUGCGUGGACUCCAACGCCUACGUGGCCUCCUUCCCCUUCGGACAGUGCAUGGAGUGGUACACAAUGAACAGCUGUCCACCGGAGAACUGCUCCGGCUACAGGACGUGUGGCCAGUGUCUGGACCAGCCCGGCUGCGGUUGGUGCACCGACCCCAGCAACACGGGCAGAGGGCAGUGCAUCGAGGGCUCGUACCGCGGGCCCUUCCAGACCUCGGUCCCGGCCCCGUCCACCCUGCCCGGCCUGCCCGCCAGCCCGCAGCCCGCCCUCAACGCCAGCAUGUGCCCCAGCGAGGCCAAGUACAACUGGUCCUUCAUCCACUGCCCAGCCUGUCAGUGCAACGGUCACAGCCAGUGUGUCAACCAGAGCGUGUGCGAGAAGUGCGAGGACCUGACGACCGGCCGACACUGCGAGAGCUGCAUCUCCGGCUUCUACGGAGAUCCGACCAACGGGGGCAGCUGCCAGCCCUGCAAGUGUAACGGCCACGCCAGCAUAUGCAACCCCAACAACGGCAAGUGCUUCUGCACCACCAAGGGCAUCAAAGGAGACCGCUGCCACCUGUGUGAGGUCGAGAAUCGCUACCAAGGAAACCCCCUCAAAGGAACAUGCUACUACACGCUCCUCAUCGACUACCAGUUCACCUUCAGCCUGUCGCAGGAGGACGACCGCUACUACACCGCCAUCAACUUCGUGGCCACACCUGAGGAGCCAAACCGGGAUCUAGACAUGUUCAUAAACGCUUCAAAGAACUUUAACCUGAACAUAACCUGGGCCUCGAGCUUCACCGCAGGCACUCAGAGCGGGGAGGAGAUCCCCAUCGUCUCCCGGAGCAACAUCAAGGAGUUCAAAGACAGCUUCUCCAACGAGAACUUUGAUUUCCGCAACAGCCCAAACAUAACCUUCUUCGUCUAUGUCAGCAACUUCACGUGGCCCAUUAAGAUUCAAAUCGCCUUCUCGCAGCACAGUAACUUCAUGGAUCUGGUGCAGUUCUUUGUCACGUUCUUCAGCUGCUUCCUGUCCCUGCUCCUCGUGGCCGCCGUGGUUUGGAAGAUCAAACAAAGCUGCUGGGCGUCUAGGCGACGAGAGCAACUGCUGAGAGAGAUGCAACAGAUGGCCAGCCGGCCUUUCGCCACCAUCAACGUCGCCUUGGAGACGGACGACGAGCCACCUGACCUGAUCGGAGGAAACGUCAAGUCCGUCCCAAAGCCCAUCGCCUUAGAGCCUUGCUUCGGCAACAAAGCCGCCGUGCUCUCCAUCUUUGUGCGGUUACCCAGGGGCACCGGCGGCAUCCCUCCUCCAGGACAGUCUGGUCUGGCGGUGGCCAGUGCUCUGGUGGACGUGUCUCAGCAGAUGUGUGCGGGCUACAAGGAGAAGUCCGGAGGCCUGAGGAGCCGCAAACAGCAGCCCGCCGCACAGCCGUCCACCUGCAUCUGACCGCGCCCACCUGUCCUCCUCUACCACCCCGCCACCCGAUGCUCUCCCAUCAGCCCCCCCGCUUUCGGCCCCCUCCUUCACAGACUCCCGCCCAGCUCCGCUACGGCGGGGAGAGGUGCAUGCUGGGACGCAGGACUGGAAGAUUUCGGUGAGGGGCCGUGUCGUUUGGUGGACUGGAGCCUCAGCGGGGCUUCCCCUCCCUCUCCUCCUACGGGAGCUAUGGGUCCCCACGAACUGAAUGACAGAAACUGGACACAAAGAGGGAGGGACAGAGCGGGUGCUGACUUCACCCCUUCCCCUAAAAUAAAAACAAAAAACAUGCUACAUUUGUCGAAACCGCCUCGUUAGAGUCGAGGCGGCCGCGGCUUGCUGCUAGAAGAGAUCCUCUUUGCAACCCUCAAUGCUAUUGUUUUACUUAAGUUAUUGUUGUUUUUGUAUUGUGUUAUUUUGAAGGCAGGAACAAACUGGACACGUUCAGCUGCGCGCACACACACAACACACACUUCCAAAAGGCAACUUUCCAGGCCCUUGUACCCAUUAGUUGCCCAUUGUCGCCUGCUGUCGUGUUCACAGCUCAGCACUGUGGGCCACUGUCACCGGAGUCCUGUACAGUUUGGCCUCCGAACAAGCCGACCGCGUAUUCAGUCUUCCUUUAACGAGGAUCCACUGUAGGAGGCUGGCCGUGCAGCCAAUGCCCGUCUAAAGAGUCUGUGACAUUUCUAAUCGGGCUCUGUGUCUCAUCUAAAGGCCUGUCUGGAGCUUUGUCUCUCUCCCCCUCCCCUUCCAAUCUCUCUGUCUCUGCGCCCAUCUGGCUGCAGAGACGACCACCUUUCCAGCCUCCUCUGGCAGCGCAGCCGAGUACAGAACAAGACCACAGCAACAUCUCAUCCACGCUGGCUGGCCGGUUCGUAAUCCAACGCCGAUUGAAACCUUUCCAGCUAAUUUACGCCUCCAGUUGAAACGAAAGCCGGUGGCUCUGCACACACAGGUGCACUGGCAUGGCUCUCACACAA
Molecule: messenger RNA, 5476 nt
Organism: Anarrhichthys ocellatus (wolf-eel)
Lineage: Eukaryota; Metazoa; Chordata; Actinopteri; Perciformes; Anarhichadidae
Gene: atrn
Product: attractin
Exons: 29
Coding region: 348-4463 (1371 amino acids)
Cellular component (GO): Golgi apparatus
Molecular function (GO): protein binding
Source: RefSeq, a predicted model, not a curated record